UCCUCCUCCUCCUCCUUAUUAUUAUUAUUUUUGGGGUUCCAUUGACUGUUCUUGGCCAUGUUCCGCCAAAAGCCGGGAGGAGGAGGAGGAGGAAGCCUAGAGGACGAGGAGGAGGAGGAGGAGGAGAGCCCACAGCAGCCGCAUUUCACCUGCAGCAGGUCAUGCUCCAGGCCAACCCCGCUGCCACCUCUACCGCCAUGGAAGAGCAGCUGCGGGAACAACAGCGCCACCUCCUGGUCCUGCUCAACGCCGCCUCUUCCUCGCGGCCCUUCUCCACACUCUGGCCUCCUGGCAACACUUCAGCUUCUGCCACUGGGAGCCCCUCGGACCUCUCUCCGGCCACCGGAGCCACCGCCGCAGCCACAGUGGGGAGCGAGGAUGGGGCGGGCAGCGGCGGGGGUGGUGGGGGCAGUGGCAGUGGUGUGGGCAGUGGAGGAGGCAGCGGAGCAGGCAGCGUAUCAGGCGGCAGCGGUGGAGAUGUAUCCGCAGUGGCCGUCGCAGUCAAUCCAUGGGAUGUGGCCCUGUGUGCCACGGGAACAGCGGUAGCGUGCGAGAACGCGUUGGUCCUGGCCGUGCUCUUCUACUCACCCAACCUCCGGGCACCCAUGUUCCUCCUCAUUGGAAGCCUGGCCUUGGCUGACUUGCUGGCCGGCGUGGGCUUGGUGGUCAACUUCAGCGUUCAGUACCUACUGCAACCGCCCAGUCAGGCAGCUACUUUGGGGGCGGCCGCCUUGCUGCUGACGGCCUUCUCGGCCUCGGCGGGCAGCCUGCUGGCCAUCACCGUGGACCGCUACCUGUCGCUCUACAACGCCCUGACCUACCACUCGGAGCGCACGAGGACCUUCACCGCCACUUGCCUGCUCUGCCUGUGGCUCCUCUGCUUGGCGCUGGGCUUGCUCCCACUCCUGGGGUGGAACUGCUUCCGCCACCCGACAUGCAGUGUCCUGCGGCCCAUCACCAAGGACAACGCCGCCCUCCUGGCUGCGGCCUUCCUCCUCCUCUUUGCCCUCAUGCUCCAGCUCUACUCCCGCAUCUGCAAGGUGGCAUGCCGCCACGCUCAGCAGAUCGCCGUGCAGCACCAGUUCACGGCGUCCUCCGCCUCCUCUUCCUCCUGCCCUGGCGCUCCGGCCUCGCCUUCCGGCCGCAAGGGAGUGACCACUCUCUCCUUGGUGCUGGGCACCUUUGCACUCUGCUGGAUGCCCUUUGCCAUCUACUCCCUAGUGGCCGACGCCACUUACCCGCCUAUCUACACCUACGUGCUGGCCCUCCCGGCUGCCUGCAACUCCCUCAUCAACCCGGUCAUCUACGCCUUCCGCAACGCCGACAUCCAGAAGUCCCUCUGGCUGGCCUGCUGCGGCUGCAUCCCGGCGAGGUUCUCCUCCCGGCCCCGGACGUCCAGCGAUGUGUGAGAAGGCGGCGUAAAGAUAUGGGGGGGCCACGCGUGGAUCGGGGAGGACGAGUUGGCCUUUUCCUCCUCAAUGCAAGAAUGGAGGAGGAAGAGGAUGAAGUAGAAGAAGAGGGGGGAAGUUGGCGAGAAAGAAAGGCUGGAACCUUACUUGCAUCAGAGCCAGGCGUUCGCGGCAGACGGCACCUCUUCAAAUAAGGGUUAUUUUCAUACAUGGGAUGAAUUUAUUUUUGGUAGGUUCUCUCACUUUGGCCUUCCGCCUGGCAUCUCGGGAUGGUGCCAGAUGUGACCCAAACAUAUCCACCCUCGGCCUGAUUUUGACUCUCACGUUGCAUGGAUCCCACUUCAACUGCUUUGUUGUUGUUGUUGUUAGUCCAUCUGGGUUCCAAAUCCCUAAGAUCCAUCCUUCGGCAAUUCAAAUGUGGUCAAAGUUCUGUAGCUACAUGGUAUGAAAGAGGUUGUGUGAGUUUCCAAGAGGCUGGACCAUGGAAGGAAUGCUCAAGGUGGAGCUCCAAAUGCCAGCAUGCUUGCACUAGGGAAGAAUUGUGUCCUUUGUGGUGACUGUUGGCUCUCAUAUCAAUGAGACCAUCAAGCAUCACUACCUGAUCCUUGCGGAGUCAUGGCCAACUGCCAACCAGGGUUGGUAGUCAACCUCAGUUCAUGUUCUUCUGAAAUGCUUUUCCUCCAAGAAAGGACCAUCUCGGGAUGGUGCCAGAUGUUACCCAAGCAUAUCCACCCUCGGCCUGAUUUUGACUCUCACGUUGCAUGGUUAUAACCCUUGGAUCCCACUUCAACUGCUUUGUUGUUGUUGUUGUUAGUCCAUCCGGGUUCCAAAUCCCUAAGAUUCAUCCUUCGGCAAUUCAAGUGGGGUCAAUGUUCUGUAGCUACAUGGUAUGAAAGAGGUUGUGUGAGUUUCCAAGAGGCUGGACCUUGGAAGGAAUGCUCAAGGUGGAGCUCCACAUGCCAGCAUGCUUGCACUAGGGAAGAAUUGUGUCCUUCGUAGUGACUGUUGGCUCUCAUAUCAAUGAGACCAUCAAGCAUCACUACCUGAUCCUUGCGGAGUCAUGGCCAACUGCCAACCAGGGUUGGUAGUCAACCUCAGUUCAUGUUCUUCUGAAAUGCUUUUCCUCCAAGAAAGGACCAUCUCAGGAUGGUGCCAGAUGUGACCCAAACAUAUCCACCCUCGGCCUGAUUUUGACUCUCACGUUGCAUGGUUAUAACCCUUGGAUCCCACUUCAACUGCUUUGUUGUUGUUGUUGUUAGUCCAUCCGGGUUCCAAAUCCCUAAGAUCCACCCUUCAGCAAUUCAAGUGUGGUCAAAGUUCUGGAGCUACAUGGUAUGAAAGAGGUUGUGUGAGUUUCCAAGAGGCUGGACCUUGGAAGGAAUGCUCAAGGUGGAGCUCCAGAUGCCAGCAUGCUUGCACUAGGGAAGAAUUGUGUCCUUCGUGGUGACUGUUGGCUCUCAUAUCAAUGAGACCAUCAAGCAUCACCACCUGAUCCUUGCGGAAUCAUGGCCAACCGCCAACCAGGGUUGGUGGUCAACCUCAGUUCAUGUUCUUCUGAAAUGCUUUUCCUCCAAGAAAGGAGGGAAGCAUUGGGUGGAGAAUGUGAAGUAGAGUCUCGUUGGCAUGUGAGGCUGUGCUUUGGGUUGGGUUAUAUGGUAGAGUCUUGUUUAUCUGACAUAAAACAGCGGAAAAACAAAAAAUUCAGAUAAUACGGAGUCUUCUCUUACCCAUCUGAUGCGGUGCUAGACACCUAGAAUGCUAACAACAGGGACUCAAAGAGUUAAGGCAAGGCAACGCCUCAGGG
Messenger RNA from Anolis sagrei ordinatus, 3213 nucleotides. The record is from RefSeq and is a predicted model, not a curated record. NCBI's taxonomy places the organism in Eukaryota, Metazoa, Chordata, Lepidosauria, Squamata, Anolidae.